Messenger RNA from Lodderomyces margitis, 750 nucleotides. Its product is annotated as MARVEL domain-containing protein. The transcript has a single exon. The record is from RefSeq and is a predicted model, not a curated record. Gene Ontology annotation, cellular component: membrane. NCBI's taxonomy places the organism in Eukaryota, Fungi, Ascomycota, Pichiomycetes, Serinales, Debaryomycetaceae. The coding region runs from base 1 to 750 and encodes 249 amino acids.
AUGAACAUUACUAAAACAACUACUAGUAUUAUCUUACGCCUGGUUGAAUUUGUUUUUGCUGUUAUUGUAUUGGGUCUCACCGCUGGUGUCUUAGCAGGCUACAACACCAAUAUUUCCCGUGUGACAUUCAAUUUAGUUGUUGCCAUAUUCAAUAUUAUUUGGUUGGCUUAUAUUGCUUUUAUUGCGCCAAGAGUUUUGAGGGCUCAAACACCAACAGCGGUGGUUCUUGCAUGUCAAGGUAUAUUUUGGGUGUUUUACCUUGCUGGCUGGGCAGCAAUUGCUGAUGUUUUCCCAGAUGAUUGCAACUGGUGGUACUACAUGCGUGACUCCGAGGAUACGUGCCGUGCGUACCAGGCAAUUCUUCCCUUUUCUUUAUUAAAUUGGGUUUGGUUUAGUAUCGAAUUGGGGUUGUUUAUUGGCUACAGUUUAGUUCCUGAAAUUAGACACCUUGGAUGGAACCAUUUAUUGCAAAAUACCACCUAUUACUGGGGAACUAUCUUUAAUGCAGAAACAACAACUUCAAAGGGUUUAGGUGGCUUGAACUUUACAGGCACUGGCGCUGGCGAGGCUGCUUCGAAAACUACUCCUGCCCAUCUUGAUGAAGAAGCAGUAGUUGGUGAUGGUGUAACCGAUGAAAACAUAAACAAUGCUCAUAUCGAUGAGGAGUCCAAAGUUGUCACCGAGGGUUCAGAUCACUCUCCUCAACCAGGAUUAGAUAAUGAUCCAAGACUUAAUAAUGCAACUAACUAA